AUGGAUUAUUUCCUUGGUCUAAUGAUACUAAUUUUCUCUCACCAGCCUAUGUCAUACAUUGUUGAAGCUAAAAUCAGUGGCUUCAGCGUUGAACUAAUUCAUCACGACUCCCAACUAUCUCCGUUCUAUAAUCAUUCUGCCACUCCUGGAGAGUUGUCAAGCUAUGAUGCUUUGCGAUCUAUUGCCCGAAUCAACCACUUUCGUCCAUCAUCUCUAUCUCAUGAAAAUUUCUAUAUUGGCAACCCACCAGUUGAAAGUCUAGCCGUUGCUGACACAGGAAGUGAUCUUGUGUGGAUCCAGUGCGCACCUUGUGACAAUUGCUAUGCUCAAGAUAGUCCCAUCUUUGAUCCGGUGAAGUCUUCUACUUACAUGGAUCUUCCUUGUGACUCAAGUUCUUGUCAAGCUCUACCAAGUUCUCAGUGUGGCACUACAAAUAAUGAAUGCCAAUACAGAUAUAGGUAUGGAGAUAGAUCAUAUACCAUUGGAGUCCUAUCCACAGAUACCUUCACAUUUGAUUCCACGAAUGCUCGGGCCACUGCAUUUCCAAAUUCUGUAUUUGGAUGUGGACACAACAAUAGUGGAACUUUCACUAGCCGUGGCUCCGGACUUGUCGGUCUCGGGGGCGGACCCCUGUCGCUGAUUUCUCAAUUGAGUGUUGAAAUUGAGCAGAAAUUCUCGUACUGUUUGUUGCCAAGGACAGCGAACUCCGCCAGUAAAUUGAAAUUUGACGAAGUCACAGCACGGGACUCGAGUUCAAGCACUUUCUACUCUCUCACCCUUGAAGCCUUUGAGUCAAAUUUUUACAAUGAACUUGAAGCCGCGGUGAAAGAAAGCAUUAGUCUAAACACAGUACAAGAUCCACGGGGAAACUACAGAUUGUGUUAUGAUUCAACUUCCUUCAGUACGGCUCCUGAGACACCAAUACUUUUCCAAUUUACUGGAGCUGACAUUACUUUGAAGACAAUUAAUACCUUCGUAGUUUUGGAUGGUAUUACUUGCUUGGCAAUCAUCCCUUCAAAUGAUCUCAAUAUCUUUGGUAACGUUGCUCAGAUUAACUUCCAAGUGGGCUACGACCUUGCAAAAAAGCAAGUCUCUUUCGCUCCAGCAGAUUGUACUCAAUAUUAG
Molecule: messenger RNA, 1125 nt
Organism: Ilex paraguariensis (yerba mate)
Lineage: Eukaryota; Viridiplantae; Streptophyta; Magnoliopsida; Aquifoliales; Aquifoliaceae
Source: the annotation of a GenBank genome assembly